Triticum aestivum (bread wheat) is the source of this 1462-nucleotide messenger RNA. Its product is annotated as adenylyl-sulfate kinase 3. Gene Ontology annotation, molecular function: ATP binding; adenylylsulfate kinase activity. Gene Ontology annotation, biological process: sulfate assimilation. The transcript is spliced from 8 exons. Bases 231 to 1124 code for a protein of 297 amino acids. Lineage: Eukaryota; Viridiplantae; Streptophyta; Magnoliopsida; Poales; Poaceae. The record is from RefSeq and is a predicted model, not a curated record.
CUGUGUACGAGUCCAUCACGUCACGCACGCACGCACGCCCCGCGCGCGGCCAGGCUGUGCUGGUGCUGGGAGCUUCGUCCCCCUCCACUCUCGCCAGCUCCCCGGGCCUGCCCCGCCCCGCCCCCACUCCGCCGCCGACGUAAGCACACCCAGCACCCUCCCCUCCCCUCAAGAUCCAAGGCACGCUCGCUCGCCCCCCACCCGCCCCGCGCAAUGCCCCGCUCCUGACCAUGUCCUCGCUCUCGAUCCCGCCUCCGCUCCUGCGCUCCUCGCACUCCCCAUCUCCGCCGGCGGCGGCAGCGGCGAAGGCGAAUUGGAGGAAGCGCGCGGCGCGCGUGCGCGUGCGCGCUCCGGUGGCGGCGCUGGCCGGCGACGGCGGGUGCGCGGGGACCGGGAUGGAGCAGCAGCAUCUCCAGGCGGGGAGCGCCUCCGGCAGCCCAGUGCGAGAGAAGCCUUUCAUGUCCAACAUUGGGAAAUCAACUAAUAUUCUAUGGCAUGACUGCCCAAUUGGGCAACCUGAGCGACAGAAAUUGCUGGGGCAAAAAGGAUGUGUCAUAUGGAUCACAGGACUCAGCGGUUCAGGGAAAAGUACCGUUGCCUGUGCACUGAGUCGGGAAUUACACUACAGAGGCCACCACACGUAUGUUCUUGAUGGUGACAACCUCAGACAUGGCCUUAAUCGAGAUCUAAGCUUCAAGGCAGAAGACCGUACAGAAAAUAUACGAAGAGUUGGAGAAGUGGCAAAGCUUUUUGCAGAUGCUGGUACCAUAUGCAUUGCUAGUUUGAUAUCUCCAUACAGGAGAGACCGUGAUGCAUGCCGAGCUCUACUUCCAGAUUCUAGAUUUAUUGAAGUAUUUAUGGAUUUGCCACUAGAAUUAUGUGAAGCUCGUGAUCCUAAAGGGUUAUACAAGCUUGCACGCACAGGAAAGAUUAAAGGGUUCACCGGAGUUGAUGAUCCAUACGAAUCACCAGUGAAUAGUGAGGCAUUAGCGCCUGAAAGUGUCAGUAUUGCCUUGGCCCAGCAUAUAGUAAUUAAGAUGGAAGGUGGGGAAUGCCCUUCACCGAAGGCAAUGGCCCAGCAAGUUCUGUCCUACCUUGAGAAGAACGGAUAUUUGCAGGCUUAGCAUAUAUAUACUCCAGAUCCAGAAGAUUGAACUUAUUCUUCUGUGUCCAUAACUCAUGGACACAGGCAUGAUCCAUUUGGUCGCAUCCGGAAUAAAAGGCGCUGUUAUUGAAGCAACAAGCUGCCUUUUUCACGGGGAAAGGGACGCAGAUCGAUGAUCAGUUUGAUUGUUCGGCAUUGCUCCUCUCGCGCGUGUUGUGCUAUUUUAGCUGUAGUCUAUACUUGCUCAUUUCGGCUGAAAUGGUGUGCUGUGCUGUGCUGUGUUUAUUUGUUGGUAAUGUAUGAUUUGAUUGUGGGUGUCAAAAGUACGAAUGAAUAAAUCGUGCUUGCGUUUUCCAA